Messenger RNA from Dreissena polymorpha, 2124 nucleotides. RefSeq names its product allene oxide synthase-lipoxygenase protein-like. Gene Ontology annotation, biological process: arachidonate metabolic process; hepoxilin biosynthetic process; lipid oxidation. Gene Ontology annotation, molecular function: metal ion binding; protein binding; oxidoreductase activity, acting on single donors with incorporation of molecular oxygen, incorporation of two atoms of oxygen. Lineage: Eukaryota; Metazoa; Mollusca; Bivalvia; Myida; Dreissenidae. Bases 1 to 2043 code for a protein of 680 amino acids. The transcript is spliced from 6 exons. The record is from RefSeq and is a predicted model, not a curated record.
AUGUUGCGUCGUGUCGGCCGCAACAUUAGACGGCGAAGCUCACUGUUUGCCGGCUUUUACAACUACACCGUCUUCGUGCAAACCGGGAAUCAUCCCCGGGCCGGAACAGAUUCCAAGGUGUUUAUUGUCCUCCACGGUCAAGAUGGACAAAAAUCGCCGGAAACCAAGCUCUCCGUUCUGUUCAGGGACGAUUUCGACCGCGGGAACCUCGAUAAAUUUAAAAUAAAAUACCAACCGUUCGCGGUUCUUGCGUACAUCGAGCUAUGGCUGGGCGGAUCAGGUUUCAAGAAAGAGUGGUUUGUUGAAUCCAUCAUGGUAGUCAACAGGGAGACCAAGGUAACGACGGUGUUCCCGAUAUUUCGGUGGCUUCGCCCGAACUACCGCUUCACUUUUUAUCCGUUGGAUACAAGCCUGCCGCAAUUGGACCCCGUCCCCAGCGACCAGAGACGAACAGAACUCGAGGAAAAACGCGCGAGUUACCAGCUCUUUAUCCGAGCACCGGGCCUGCCGCGGCAGCUUAAAUCACCACUUCCGCUUGAAGAGCAGCCUCCACCAGAAAACCCGUGGGACUUAGCUAAGAUCCGCGUGAAGAUCAGUGUCACGACCACCCUUGCACGUCUGACGAUGAGUAGCUGGAAAAGUAUUGAUGACGUCAAGAAUGUCUUUACGAAGACGUUGCCACCGCCGUCUGUCAUUGACCGCUGGAACGACGACAGACAAUUCGGCCUACAGAGGCUGGCGGGGGUGAACAACUCAUGGGUUCAAGUCUGCCGAAGCGUCCCCGAGAAUUUCGGCGUCACCGAAGAUAUGGUAAAUCCCUUUCUAGAGGGCCUGUCUCUUACGCGCGCCUUGAGCGAUCGCCGAAUUUUCCUUGUCAACCACGCUAUACUCCAGAACGUCCCGACCAAAGAGGAUUGUCACCUUUGCGCACCGAUGGCUCUGUUCUUCGAGGACAACACCGGCUCUUUGAAGCCAAUAGCGAUUCAGUUAUUCCAAGACGCUGCAGACGACAAUCCGGUGUUCUUGCCGUCUGAUCCGGAGUAUACCUGGGCCCUGGCGAAAAUGUGGUUCAAUAACGCCGACUCUUGCAUGCAUCUCACCAUAGCACAUUUUGGGUUCGCGCAUGCGCUGAUGGAGGGAAUCGCGGUGACGACGAACAGGAAUCUUUCCCAAUCGCAUCCCAUGUUUAAGCUCCUGGCUCCGCACUUCUACCACUCGAUGGCAGUCAACCAGCGUCUGUACGAUAAACUCAUCUCCCCUGAGGCGGGCUGGCUCGAAAACAUCAUGGGCAUUGGCACAAACGGUUUUGAAGAAAUAAUCCGAAGGUAUAACGCUAUCUGGAGGCUCGACCUCAACGGUCUUCUUCCGGCCGACCUUCGAACACGCGGCGUUUUUGAGACUGACAUUCUAAAACAAUACUACUUCCGGGAGGACGCAAUGGCUCUUUGGGAAGUAAUUGAAUUGUUCGUAUCAAAAUACGUAAAACUCUAUUACGACGUUGAUGAUAAGAUAAUAGAAGAUUCAGAGCUACAAAACUGGCGACAGGAAAUGACGACAGAAGCUGACCACGGAGGCUUGGGAAUAUAUGGAGUACCUGGAGAAAUGGGCAAGUUCACAUCGCGCGCCCAAGUGACUUCCGUAUGUGCAUUUAUAAUCUUCACGUGCAGCGUUGCCCACGCAGCUGUCUGCUUCAAGCAAUACGACGAGUACGCCUUCCCGCCAAAUUACCCGGCGAUGCUCCUUGGAGAGCCGCCAAGGGACAAAACGCCGCGUCAGGAGCAGGAUAUCCUGAACGCACUUCCGGGAAGGUCAAACAUGGUGGAUGCUUUAACAAUUCUGAAAUUGCUGAGUGAACGACACACGAAGCCGAUGGGAGAGUAUGAAAUGAACCUCGUUUAUGACCCGGAAGGGAUCCGGCUUUUGGAAGAUUUCAAGCAAAACCUCAGAGCGCUGAGUGCGACCUUGAAAAUUAAAAAUAGAAUAAGGGUUCCCCCGUAUCCAUUUCUGGACCCUUGUGAAAUUCCUAACAGUAUGAUUCCGUGAACUGAGCAAAAUUUCAAAUUAGGGAUCAAAUCAAAGUACAUGUACACAUACUUAUAUGUAUUUCAAAAUGUAUUGCAUAUA